CUGAAUACGGCCAAUAGGAUUUCUACUCGAAUAUAUAGAUCAUUCUUUUGUACAAAAAAAAUACACCCAAAAAAUUUCAACAAUCUUCUGAUCAUCGAGAAUAACAAGAGAAUCAACAAUGAGUUUUCCAUCAGAGAAGGCGAACGAUUUGGGUUCAAACGAUGAAACGAUUAUUGUAGCUCAACAACUGAAAAUGCAAUUUCACGGCACCAGAAAAGGAGAUCUGGAAACCAUCGAAUCUUAUGUGAAGAAAUUGAAAUCGAUAGCCGAUUCUCUUGCCGCCAACGGAAAUCCUCUAUCAGAUCCAGAUUUAGUUUUGCAACUUCUUGCUGGUUUGCCUUCUCCUCAAUACUUGCCGUACCAGAACAGAAUCUCAUCUCAGUUCCCUCUCCCUGAUUUUACAGGCGCUUGUUCCUUGCUUUACAUGUACGAAUCACUAUUGCAGGAGCAACAAAAGGCAAAUACUACCAUUAGUGAUGAUAGUCCUAAUUUGGAGGAUGGAAAUUAUAAUACCGAAGGGACAUUUGAUAAGAUUUUUGGAGUAUUUAGUAGAGUAAACAAUGUGGUUACAACAGCAUGGGACGUUUGGAAUAUGUUUGGAAACUCAUCAACGGCAAAUACGACGGGAAACAAGAAAUAUUCAAAAAGACGUAAUCGAGGAAGGGGUAGGAGGUAGUAAUUUAUUUCAAGUUUUUUUUUUGUGAUUUUUCAUUUUAUGUAACAAAGACUGGAUUGUUUUACUUAUUAGAUAGUGUUCUUGUGGAUCA
Molecule: messenger RNA, 767 nt
Organism: Solanum dulcamara
Lineage: Eukaryota; Viridiplantae; Streptophyta; Magnoliopsida; Solanales; Solanaceae
Exons: 1
Coding region: 119-676 (185 amino acids)
Source: RefSeq, a predicted model, not a curated record